CUCUACUAUCACUCCUAUUCCCCCGGUAUCGCAUCUUUUGAAACUGCAUUUACAGUUUCAUAGUGUAUCGAACAUGCCCUCCCCACAUCCACUUUUUUACAUGUACAAAAACAUGACAUCAGAAUAAUUCCUAUCCCCCUUCCCUUCACUUCUUCCUCCUUAAUUUUGAGGUUUGAUAAUUCAUUAUCAAAGUUAAUUUCAUCCAUACAUCAUGGCUUCCUUUGCUUCGAGGUAUAUGCGAUCGAUUUCUUGCUACAAUCAUUUGUGUGGAACGAAACGCGGGUUUGUUUCCUCAACCAUCCCCAAGUCUGCAUCCGCCACCAAGACCGACAUGAAUACUACCACAGCCAAGCUUAAAUCAAGAGCCGAUCUUUUCCCGAUAUAUAUAUUGCUUGGAUUCACGGGUGGAGCUGUGUUUCUUGCAGUGAGGAGCGUUACAAUGCAGCUGUUUCAUCACCCUGGAGUGCAGGUAAACAAGACCAAUAGAAGCAUGAUGCCAGAGGUCGAUAGUCCAGACUCAGCCCUCGCCUCUGGAGACAAAUUCAUCAGCAAAUCAGUCCUCCGAAAAGUGGCUCACAUUCAGAAACGUGAUGACGCGGUGCCCAUGGAUGGAACUGCCAAUAUUUACUCAACCCGAUCUAGCGACUCUACGAACCUGAAAACAGUGGGAGUUCAGCCUAGAGCCAAUCGCGGUUGAUUUAAUUUGCAUGUGCGUUGUUGGAAUGUGCAUCUCCUAGAAUAAUAAGAUAUUUGUUGCUACCAAUGCUAGCUCUUUAAUUUUGGCUUUCUUUCAUGUUGCUUCCGUACACUAAUCAUAUAUACUUCCGAUAUAAAAGUAAAAGCUUCUAUUAUUUAUUAAAG
Lactuca saligna is the source of this 861-nucleotide messenger RNA. The record is from the annotation of a GenBank genome assembly. NCBI's taxonomy places the organism in Eukaryota, Viridiplantae, Streptophyta, Magnoliopsida, Asterales, Asteraceae.